Molecule: messenger RNA, 4672 nt
Organism: Pteropus alecto (black flying fox)
Lineage: Eukaryota; Metazoa; Chordata; Mammalia; Chiroptera; Pteropodidae
Gene: PTK2
Product: protein tyrosine kinase 2
Exons: 35
Coding region: 421-3690 (1089 amino acids)
Biological process (GO): signal complex assembly; protein phosphorylation
Cellular component (GO): cytoskeleton; focal adhesion
Molecular function (GO): protein tyrosine kinase activity; ATP binding
Source: RefSeq, a predicted model, not a curated record
UGACAGUUGCCCAAGGUGACACUAAAUGAGUGGGGUAUACAGAAGGUCCUUGAUGACUGGCCUAGAAGCUCUCACGUGUCUUACUGAUCAAUCAGCUGGACCCACUGGGUGCACCACACGGCUUUGCAUUGCGCCCUGAAACCGUGUUUUUAAAAAGCCAUCUUCUCAGACUGCAGUGCCGGUUACGCAGUGUGUAGCUUUCCCUUGACCUGCUGCGCAGUCCUUUGCUGUCAUGCUGUCAUGCAGAUAAGACGUCUCGAGAGUGACAGGUCGCUUACCUUUACUUAGGUUCUCGCUGACUACUAUGGAAGGAGGAAAGAGAAACUAGGAAUAUUUCUUUUAAAUCAUCAUUCAACUUCUUCACAGAGUUAUUGUGGCCUUCUGAACUAAUAUGACAGGUACCUAGCAUCUAGCAAAAGAAUGGCAGCUGCUUACCUCGACCCGAACUUGAAUCACACACCGAAUUCGAGUGCCAAGACUCACCUGGGUACAGGUGUGGAACGCUCCCCUGGAGCGAUGGAGCGCGUGCUCAAGGUCUUUCAUUAUUUUGAGAGCAACAGCGAGCCAACCACCUGGGCCAGUAUCAUCAGGCAUGGGGACGCUACCGACGUCAGGGGCAUCAUUCAGAAGAUAGUGGACAGUCACAAAGUAAAGCACGUGGCCUGCUAUGGAUUUCGCCUCAGUCACCUGCGGUCCGAGGAGGUUCACUGGCUCCAUUUGGAUAUGGGUGUCUCCAACGUGAGGGAGAAGUAUGAACUUGCACACCCACCAGAGGAGUGGAAAUAUGAAUUGAGAAUUCGUUAUUUGCCAAAAGGAUUUCUAAACCAGUUCACUGAAGACAAGCCAACUUUGAAUUUCUUCUAUCAACAGGUGAAGAGCGAUUACAUGUCAGAGGUAGCCGACCAGGUGGAUCAGGACAUUGCUCUGAAGCUGGGCUGUCUAGAAAUACGGCGGUCAUACUGGGAGAUGCGGGGCAAUGCGCUGGAGAAGAAGUCUAACUAUGAAGUUUUAGAAAAGGAUGUCGGCUUGAAGCGAUUUUUCCCUAGGAGUUUACUGGAUUCUGUCAAGGCCAAAACACUCAGAAAACUGAUCCAACAGACGUUCAGACAGUUCGCCAACCUGAACAGAGAAGAAAGCAUUCUGAAGUUCUUCGAGAUCCUGUCCCCAGUGUACAGAUUCGAUAAAGAAUGCUUCAAGUGCGCCCUCGGUUCGAGCUGGAUCAUUUCGGUGGAGCUGGCGAUCGGCCCGGAGGAAGGCAUCAGCUACCUCACGGACAAGGGCUGCAGCCCCACACACCUGGCCGACUUCAAUCAAGUGCAGACCAUCCAGUAUUCAAACAGCGACGACAAGGACAGGAAAGGAAUGCUCCAGCUGAAAGUCGCAGGCGCGCCCGAGCCUCUGACAGUGACAGCGCCAUCCCUAACCAUCGCUGAGAAUAUGGCUGACUUGAUAGAUGGAUACUGCCGGCUGGUGAAUGGAGCCACGCAGUCUUUUAUCAUCAGACCCCAGAAAGAAGGCGAACGGGCUUUGCCAUCGAUACCAAAGCUGGCCAACAGUGACAAGCAGGGCGUGCGGACACAUGCGGUCUCCGUGUCAGAAACAGACGAUUAUGCGGAGAUUAUAGAUGAAGAAGAUACUUACACUAUGCCCUCAACCAGGGACUAUGAGAUUCAAAGAGAGAGGAUAGAGCUCGGCCGCUGCAUCGGGGAAGGCCAGUUCGGAGACGUGCACCAGGGCGUUUACAUGAGCCCGGAGAAUCCAGCUUUGGCGGUUGCAAUUAAAACAUGUAAAAACUGUACUUCGGACAGCGUGAGAGAGAAAUUCCUUCAAGAAGCCUUGACGAUGCGCCAGUUCGACCACCCUCACAUCGUGAAGCUGAUCGGAGUCAUCACGGAGAACCCCGUCUGGAUCAUCAUGGAGCUGUGCACACUCGGAGAGCUGCGGUCGUUCCUGCAGGUCAGGAAGCACAGCCUGGGCCUGGCGUCGCUGGUGCUGUACGCCUACCAGCUGGGCACGGCCCUCGCCUACCUGGAAAGCAAACGAUUCGUGCACAGGGACAUUGCUGCUCGGAAUGUUCUGGUGUCCUCAAAUGAUUGUGUGAAAUUAGGAGACUUUGGAUUGUCCCGCUAUAUGGAAGACAGUACCUACUACAAAGCUUCCAAAGGAAAAUUGCCUAUUAAAUGGAUGGCUCCAGAGUCAAUCAAUUUUCGACGUUUUACCUCAGCUAGUGAUGUGUGGAUGUUUGGCGUGUGCAUGUGGGAGAUCCUGAUGCACGGCGUGAAGCCUUUCCAGGGCGUGAAGAACAACGACGUGAUCGGCCGGAUCGAGAACGGGGAACGGCUGCCGAUGCCUCCAAACUGCCCUCCGACGCUCUACAGCCUCAUGACGAAGUGCUGGGCCUACGACCCCAGCAGGCGGCCCCGGUUCACCGACUCGGCCUGCUGGACAAGGCUCCUGACCGGGCAGACGAUCCGGGAAGAAUUCAGGCCGGCCGGCGGCAGCCCCGAGCCGCGGGACAUGUGGGGCGGCAGGCGGCCCCCGGCGGAGCGGCGCACGAUCCUGGAGGAGGAGAAGGCUCAGCAAGAGGAGCGGAUGCGGAUGGAGUCCCGCAGACAGGUCGCGGUGUCCUGGGACUCCGGAGGAUCCGACGAGGCACCGCCCAAGCCCAGCAGACCCGGUUAUCCUAGUCCAAGGUCCAGUGAAGGAUUUUAUCCCAGCCCACAGCACAUGGUACAAACCAACCAUUACCAGGUCUCUGGCUACCCCGUUCCACAUGGGGUAACAGCCAUGGCCAGCAGCAUCUACCCGGGGCAGGCAGCUCUCUUGGACCAGGCGGACCCGUGGAAUCACAGGCCGCAGGAGACGGCGACGUGGCAGCCCACCGCGGAGGAGUCUGCAGCACUGGACCUGCGGGGCCUCGGCCAGGUGCUGCCGCCACACCUGAUGGAGGAGCGGCUGAUCCGGCAGCAGCAGGAGAUGGAGGAGGACCAGCGCUGGCUGGAGAAGGAGGAGCGCUUUCUGAAGCCUGACGUGCGGCUCUCACGAGGCAGCAUCGACAGGGAGGACGGAGGGCUCCAGGGCCUGACUGGAAACCAGCACAUCUACCAGCCCGUGGGGAAGCCAGAUCCUGCAGCUCCGCCAAAGAAGCCACCACGCCCUGGAGCCCCUGGCCACCUGGGCAGCCUCGCCAGCCUCAGCAGCCCUGGGGACAGUUACAACGAGGGCGUCAAGCCGUGGAGGCUUCAGCCCCAGGAAAUCAGCCCCCCUCCCACUGCCAACCUGGACCGCUCCAACGACAGGGUAUACGAGAACGUGACGGGCCUGGUGAAGGCCGUCAUCGAGAUGUCCAGCAAGAUCCAGCCAGCCCCGCCAGAGGAGUACGUGCCCAUGGUGAAGGAGGUCGGCCUGGCCCUGCGGACGCUGCUGGCCACGGUGGAUGAGACCAUUCCCGUCCUGCCGGCCAGCACCCACCGAGAGAUCGAGAUGGCCCAGAAGCUGCUGAACUCCGACCUGGGGGAGGUCAUCAGCAAGACGAAGCUGGCCCAGCAGUGCGUCGUGACCAGCCUCCAGCAGGAGUACAAGAAGCAGAUGCUGACCGCCGCCCACGCACUGGCCGUCGACGCCAAGAACCUGCUGGACGUCAUCGACCAGGCCAGGCUGAAGCCGCGCGGACAGACGAGGCCGCACUGAGCGGCGCCCAGGGCCGUGCGCCCGAGCUCCACCAGCAGCGAGGACGCCGCCUGUCCUCCGUCGCCAGCACCCACAGCGCAGCCGUCUCUGACUGACAGCUGGUCGAAAAUCUCUCGUACAGGUCUAACCACGUUCUGAUUUGGGCUCAUUUUUUUUUUUUUUUUUUUAAUCGGUGUUAAGAAAAGUUCAGCAUCCAAAAUGUGGCGUUUUUCUAAGAAUGAAAAUCGUACGUGGGACGCUUUUAAGAUUCAUGAAGCAGAGCUUGCGUGCGCGUGAGGCCGUGUCCCCGGCGAGGCCAAGGCCGGCACGCGUUGGCUCCUGGACUCGCCGAGCUGCACGUUGGAAGGAGACAGGGCGGAGGGGAAGCCGACCGGAACGUUCCCCAGACCGGGGUCUCGUUGUUAGAACACUCUUCAGUUGCAAUAUGCUAAUACCACUUUACAGAGAGAGAAUAUAAAAGCUAUAUUUUGAAGACUUGAGUCAUUUCAGAAAAAGACCUACGACCCUUUCGUCUUUCCCGCCUUUUACUUUCACGUGGACGUGUGAAACAUUCGGUUGGAAACUAGCUGUAGAACACUCUGAAAAACAUUUGUCUUUUUCCACCAGAAUAAUGUGCCAGUUUUUGUAGCGAUGUUCUUGGAAGCAGAAAUGCUUCGGACCAGAGCACCUCCCCCCUGCAGCGAGAAGAGGUUCUGGAACCAUCCGUUUUCCAUUUUUGUAUAAUUUAUAAAGAAAGAUUAAAGCCAUGUUGACUAUUUUACAGCCACUGGAGUUAACUAACCCUUCGUCGUGUCUUUCUUCCCAGGAGAGAGUUAAGCGAAACAGAUUUGGUUUUCUUCUGCUGUCCGUGACGCCAUCAUUCUGUUCCAUGAUUUUGAGACUCUACCCUCCCUGUAGUUUGUCGGGGGAUAUAAAUUAUUCUCAGGAAGAAUAUAAUGAACUGUACAGUUACUUUGACCUAUUAAAAAGGUGUCACCAUUGA